AUGUGUUCUCGAGCUUUAUUAUUAGCUGCCUUUCUGACGGUAGCCUGUGUGGCCCAAGUUUUGGGUAUCGGCGUUAUAGUGCCAGGAACCAAGUGGUGUGGUCCCGGCAACGUGGCCGACAACUAUAAUGAUCUCGGCACCGAGCGGGAGCUGGACGUAUGCUGUCGCGCCCAUGACAAUUGCCAGGAGAAGAUAUCUCCUUACGAUGAGGCUUAUGGUCUUCGAAAUGACGGCGUGUUUCCCAUUUUCUCCUGCGAAUGUGAGGCUGCCUUCCGCAGCUGCCUUACAAGUCUGCACAGCUACCACUCCCUGGCACUCGGACGCAUAUACUAUAGCAGCAAGGAGGUGUGCUUCGGCUACGGACAUCCAACUGUUUCCUGCGCCGAGACCCAAAGGCACCUGUUCGAGAAACGUUGCUUGAGCUACCGCGUGGACGAGGGAAAGCCCAAGAUCUGGCAAUUCUACGACUUGGCUCUCUACACACACGUCACCGGCAGCGAGGAGGACUCAGAUGAUUGAACCUAGGCUUGACCUACGAUGAUAAGCUUUAAUUUAUUCUACUGAAAUUGUAGUCAAAACAAAACCGAAAACGAUUAGCUUAGCUUUUUGAUUGUGCGAAUUAUGUAUUUCUUUCGUAAACAAAAAUAAAAAACAAGCUACAUUUUAA
This is a messenger RNA of Drosophila ananassae, 667 nucleotides long. Its product is annotated as phospholipase A2 large subunit. Lineage: Eukaryota; Metazoa; Arthropoda; Insecta; Diptera; Drosophilidae. The record is from RefSeq and is a predicted model, not a curated record. The coding region runs from base 1 to 519 and encodes 172 amino acids. Gene Ontology annotation, biological process: phospholipid metabolic process; arachidonate secretion. The transcript is spliced from 2 exons.